AUGGAUGCCCAGCAAUCCUCCAACUCAGUUGUCUCUGCAAGUACAGCGGGCAAGGACAAAGACCUGCCGAACUCGUUGCUGGCGGAGGCAAGAUCGAUUCGAAAUGGAGACCAAGAUCUCUUGCAGGGGGAGAAGGUGGACGAGGUUCUUGCUGCCAAGAUGACAAUUAUCAAUGAUACCAUUGAUGAGAUCGGUUUCACACCACACCACUGGAAGCUAUUUUGCCUGAACGGAUUCGGAUAUGCAGUUGACUCGCUCAUCACUUUGAUUCAGUCCAUUAUUUCAACCCAGGCCAGGUUGGAGUUCAACCCAUCAUAUGCCACCGGGCUCACCAUCGCGGUUUAUGUCGGUAUGUUGGUGGGUGCAAUCUUCUGGGGCUUUUCGGCAGAUAUUAUCGGCCGGCGAUUUGCCUUCAACUUUUCCCUGCUUAUUUCAUCGAUAUUCACCAUCGUUGCGGGGGCUUCCCCCUCUUGGGUCACCUUAGGUUUAUUUGUCUCCUUGAGUGCCUUUGGUGCUGGGGGAAACCUAGUUCUCGAUACUACAGUCUUUCUCGAAUACCUUCCCAGCAAGGAACAGUGGCUGCUGACACUGAUGGCAGCGUGGUGGGGUCUGGGUCAGCUUAUCGCAGGUCUGUUUGCUUGGGCCUUUCUUCCUAACUUCUCCUGUAGCGAUGCAGCCACAUGCACCCGUGAAAAUAACCAGGGAUGGCGUUAUGUUUGGUACGCAUCCGGCGCCUUGGUGUUCGUUCUCUCGAUCCUCCGUGUAACCAUUAUCCGCCUUGAAGAAACUCCCAAGUUCCUCAUUUCCGAAGGCAAAGACGAGCGAGCAGUACACGUCCUACGCAGCAUCGCCAAUCGACACAACCGCCCAUGCAGCCUAUCCAUCGACAAGCUUCAGGCAUGCGGACAAAUUGCUCACAGCAAGGCUCCAGGGUCUGGCAGGCUUGCGCAGCUCAUCUCCCCAAGUGAAGUGUUCUUUCAUCUUCGUGGACUCUUCGCAACUCGCAAAAUGGCCUUAUCGACGACUCUGGUCUGGCUCUCAUGGCUCCUCAUUGGCCUUGCCUAUCCGCUUUACAAUGUCUUCCUCCCCACAUACCUUGCAUCGCGCGGCGCAUCCUUUGGACAGACCAGCCCGUUUAUCACCUGGAGAAUCUACGCCAUCAACAACACCAGUAGUAUCUUCGGUCCUGUGUUAGCGGGAUUCAUGUGUCGCUCGCCCUGGUUCUGGGGUCGUCGGGGAACCAUGAUCGUCGGAGCUUUAAUCACAAUGGUUUUCUUUUUCUGCUACACACAAGUGCGCACUCAGAGUCAGAAUGUGGGGUUCACGUGCGCUAUUUCCUUCUGCUUGAAUAUCUACUAUGGUACCCUCUAUGCUUACACGCCCGAGGUAUUCCCCUCCGCCCACCGGGGCACAGGAAAUGGUGUUGCUAUUGCGCUCAAUCGGAUCAUGGGAAUUGUCAGUGCUGUUGUCAGCCUUGCCGCGAAUUCCAGCACUCCCGUGCCGAUAUACAUAUGCGCGGCCCUUUACAUUGUGAUGGCAAUUAUUGCCGGAGCUUUGCCAUUUGAACCGUAUGGCCGACGGAGCAGCUGA
This is a messenger RNA of Penicillium verrucosum, 1590 nucleotides long. RefSeq names its product MFS transporter. The transcript has 5 exons. Bases 1 to 1590 code for a protein of 529 amino acids. Gene Ontology annotation, biological process: transmembrane transport. NCBI's taxonomy places the organism in Eukaryota, Fungi, Ascomycota, Eurotiomycetes, Eurotiales, Aspergillaceae. Gene Ontology annotation, molecular function: transmembrane transporter activity. The record is from RefSeq and is a predicted model, not a curated record.